UCCCCUCCCAGGAAUAUGAAAGGUCUAUCAGGCGGUCGUCCCCAGCUAAAUAUCACACCUGGACACUCCUGUGGCCUGACAGACUGCGACCACUCCCUUGACCACCUGCAGCAUGGUGCUCCCGAUUCCCGCUCGACUUACCUGCUUAGCCCCACAGAGAGUUGCCCCAUGGACCACCACCGCUGCUCGCCUCGGAGCUCUAUCCAUUCGGAUUGCAUGGUGAUGCCUGUCUCCAUGGCCUCUGACCACGUUUCCAGCAGCACAUUUCCCAGGAUGCAUUACAGUUCACAUCAUGAGAGUUCACGGGAGGAUGGCACUACUGGGCAUGGCAGCAGUAGUGGUUCCGGUUCUGGGAAAAUGAACCGAAUACCUGCCAACCUCCUGGACCAAUUUGAGAAGCAGUUGCCCAUCCACCGAGACGGAUUCCACACGCUGCAAUACCAGCGUACGUCUACGGCUACCACCAGCAGUGAGCAGCGGAAUGAGAGUCCAGGUCGGAUCCGCCACCUGGUGCACUCUGUGCAGAAGCUCUUCACCAAGUCCCACUCGCUGGAAGGUUCCUCCAAGAUGAAUGGCACCAAAGGAGACUCACGCUCAGAAAGCGGCCACCACCAUCAUGGACACCACCAUGGCCACCACAAACACAGCAAGAGGAGCAAAAGCAAAGAGCGCAAAGCUGACUCCAAGCACCGCUCAGGGAUCGCCGGGUGGUGGAGCUCUGAUGAUAACCUAGACAGUGACAGCACCUACCGGACUCCCAGUGUCAUGAGUCGGCACCAUGUGGACCACAUAAGUCACUGCUACCCAGAAUCGGUCCCAGGCCAUUUUGGAGAUCUUUCACUUAAGACCUCCAAGAGCAACAAUGAUGUGAAGUGCUCAGCAUGCGAGGGCAUGGCCCUGGCUCCUGAGGGCAAGUUUAUGAAGCGGAGCUCUUGGUCCACUUUGACUGUUAGCCAGGCCAAAGAGGCCUACCGCAAGUCCUCGCUCAACCUCGAGAAACCUAUGAUGCCUCAAGACCUCAAGUCCCCCAUGAGGCCUUGUCAUUAUCUCCAGGUCCCUCAGGACGAGUGGGGCGGAUACCCCGGAGUAAAGGAUGAUGAGAUCCCGUGUCGGCGGAUGAGGAGCAGCAGCUACGUAAAGGCGAUGGGAGACGAAGAGAGCGGCGACUCGGACGGCAGCCCCAAAAACUCGCCGCAGAAGAGCUCUCGGCCCAGCGGCCUCAUCAAGAACGUGCUGCAGAGGCAGCUGUCAGACCAGAGUCAGAGCUACCAUCUGCAAGCGUCAAGGGACGUCCACCCCAGCAUCACACUGGACCCAUCGCCCAAUUACAACUCACCCAAAUUUCGCUCAAGGAACCAGAGCUACAUGAGGGCAGUUAGCACGCUGAGCCAAGCCAGCUGUGUCAGCCAGGUGAGCGAGGCUGAGAUGAACGGCCAGUUCGAGUCAGUGUGCGAGUCGGUGUUCAGCGAGGUGGAGUCGCAGGCCAUGGAGGCGCUGGAUUUGCCUGGCUGCUUCCGCACACGCAGCCACAGCUACCUGCGUGCCAUCCAGGCUGGCUACUCACAGGAUGACGAGUGUGUGCCUUCCAUGAGCACGUCCACGGUCACCUCCACCAUCAGGUCCACGGCUGCGGUCACCUACACCCCCAGUACUCCCACCUACAAGCGGACGCCCCCUCCAGUGCCCCCUCGCAGUGCCUCCAAACCCCUCAUCUCCAUCACAGCACAAAGCAGCACCGAGUCCACGCAGGACGCCUACCACGAGGGACGCCUAGCCAGGGGAGGUCUGUGGGGUUCAGAGGGACUCGGGCUCGGUUUGGGUCGCACCAUCUACAACUCCACGGACAGCCUGGACAGCGCCAAGGCCGUCACUAUCGCCAUGGAAGCGGCAGCCAUGGCCAUGUCAGGAAAAAGACACCCGUCCACGGACUCGCACAGCUCGGUGUUGACCUGCGAUAAAGCCAUACUCGUGUCCAAAGCCGAGGAGUAUCUAAAGACGCCCCGGUCAUCUAUAGGCAUACAGGUGGAGGCGGCUACGGAUUCCGAGUCAGAGAGCAGAGGAUUACGGGAAUAUCAUUCUGUAGGGAUCCAGGUGGAAGAUGACAAACGCGUGGGCCGGUUUAAGCGCUCUAACAGCGUGACGGCGGCAGUGCAGGCUGACUUGGAGCUGGAGGGUUUCCCUGCAAUGGAGGAUAAGAGUCUGCAGUUUGGGGGCGGUGGUCUGCAGAGGCACAGUGAGCCAAGCACGCCCACGCAGUACGGCGCCGUCAGAACCGUGCGCACGCAGGGCCUGUUCAGUUACCGUGACGACUACCGCUCAGCCAAUGAGCCGUCCAGCCCGCAGCGCAGCGCCGAGCCCUGGCGCGAGACCUCCGUGCCCACCGUGGCUGUCACGGUGACCCCGCCCCAGGCCUCCGACUCGGGCCGGGCGUCGCCCUCAGCCAGGAGGGACGGCACCUGGUUCAUGCAGCUGCUGCACGCUGAGACCAAGAGGAUGGAGGGAUGGUGUAAAGAGAUGGAGGGAGAGGCAGAGGAGAACGACCUGUCUGAGGAGAUUCUAGGCAAGAUCCGGAGUGCAGUGGGCAGCGCUCAGCUCCUCAUGUCCCAGAAAUUCCAGCAGUUUUAUUGGCUGUGUCAGCAAAAUCUGGACCCAAGUGCCAUGCCGCGGCCCACCUCUCAGGACCUGGCUGGAUUCUGGGACCUGCUGCAGCUCUCCAUCGACGACGUCACCUCCAAGUUCGACGAGCUGCAGAAGAUCAAGAGCAACGACUGGAGGAUUAUAGAAAGUCCUGUUAAGAAGCUCCCGCCCCCUGUACCAAAGAAGAUGCUGAAGAAGAGCGUGACCCGGGAGAAGUCUCUGGAUCUUCCCGACCGUCAGAGACAGGAAGCGCGAAGGCGCCUCAUGGCCGCCAAAAGAGCGGCGUCAUUCCGGCAGAACUCAGCGACUGAGCGAGCCGACAGCAUCGAGAUUUACAUCCCCGAGGCCCAGACGAGACUCUGA
Messenger RNA from Neoarius graeffei (lesser salmon catfish), 3000 nucleotides. RefSeq names its product discs, large (Drosophila) homolog-associated protein 2a (gene dlgap2a). Gene Ontology annotation, biological process: signaling. Bases 16 to 3000 code for a protein of 994 amino acids. The record is from RefSeq and is a predicted model, not a curated record. The transcript is spliced from 12 exons. Gene Ontology annotation, cellular component: glutamatergic synapse; postsynaptic specialization. Gene Ontology annotation, molecular function: molecular adaptor activity. NCBI's taxonomy places the organism in Eukaryota, Metazoa, Chordata, Actinopteri, Siluriformes, Ariidae.